This is a messenger RNA of Morus notabilis, 1727 nucleotides long. RefSeq names its product serine/threonine-protein kinase PCRK1. Gene Ontology annotation, biological process: protein phosphorylation. NCBI's taxonomy places the organism in Eukaryota, Viridiplantae, Streptophyta, Magnoliopsida, Rosales, Moraceae. The record is from RefSeq and is a predicted model, not a curated record. Gene Ontology annotation, molecular function: protein kinase activity; ATP binding. Bases 248 to 1522 code for a protein of 424 amino acids. The transcript has 5 exons.
UCUCUCUCUCUCUCUCGCUCUUUUCAUAUUUUUCUAAUUGAGUUUCUUGGUUGGUGAGCUAAAUUCUAGCUGCCUCGUCAUAUUGACCUCCCUUGGAUCAUGGAGAGCUCGUUUUGGUCCCUUGGAUGCUCUCAAGUAACCUUUUUUGAAUUCUGGGUCUCCUUUGGGACUUCCAAAAUUUAAGCUUAUUAACAUUUCUAUCUGCUAAACAACAUAUGACAGCAAAGUCAGCAACAUUUUUGGGACAAUGAAGUGUUUUUACUUCUACAACAAAGAGAAAAAUGAGGAGCCAAAGACUACAAAAUCAAGUUCCAUGGCUUCUACUUCUACUUCCAUGUCAACUGAUCGCGACAUGAGGAGAUCUAGCUCCGAAUCUCAUUCUCAGAAUGUCUCAGAAUUUAGCACAUCUUCUGCCAAGUCAUUUGCAGUAUUGUCUCAAAGGCAGAGUAAUCUCAGAGAAUUCACAUUCUCGGAGUUGAAAUCGGCGACUAAGAAUUUCAGCCGAUCUCUCAUGGUUGGGGAGGGCGGCUUUGGUGGUGUGUAUAAGGGUGUGAUUCGCAGCACCGAAGAUCAGCACAAAAAGAUCGAUGUUGCCGUCAAACAACUAAGUAGAAGAGGAUUGCAGGGCCACAAAGAAUGGGUGACAGAAGUAAAUGUUUUGGGGGUGGUUGAACACCAAAACCUUGUCAAAUUGUUGGGUUACUGUGCUGAGGAUGAUGAAAGAGGGAUUCAGAGAUUGCUGAUAUACGAGUUCAUGCCCAACAGAAGUGUUCAGGAUCAUUUGUCAAGCCGGUUUCAGACGCCGCUUCCGUGGGCCACGAGGAUGAAAAUAGCCCGGGAUGCUGCCCGCGGCUUAGCUUACCUCCAUGAAGAAAUGGAGUUUCAGAUUAUCUUUAGAGAUUUCAAGUCUUCAAACAUACUUUUGGAUGAGCAUUGGAACGCAAAAUUGUCGGACUUUGGACUGGCAAGAUUAGGGCCUUCAGAUGGAUUAAGUCACAUAUCUACUGCGGUAGUAGGAACCAUUGGCUAUGCAGCCCCAGAGUACAUUCAAACGGGGCGUCUCACUGCAAAAAGCGACGUGUGGAGCUAUGGAGUCUUCCUUUAUGAACUCAUCACGGGCAGGCGCCCUUUGGACCGAAACCGCCCCAGAAGCGAGCAAAAGCUUUUAGAAUGGGUCAGGCAACACCUCUCUGACUCCAAAAAAUUCCAGAAGAUUUUGGACCCGAGGCUUGAAGGGAAGUACUCACUCAAGUCUGCCAGAAAGCUGGCAUCCGUGGCCAACCGAUGCCUUGUUCGACAGUCUAAAUCACGUCCCAAAAUGAGCGAAGUCUUGGACGUGGUGAGCCGAAUUGUGGAGUCAGCAGACAUAGGAAGCCCCCAAACUCCACUAAAAAGUCUCUCUCUACAAGAUGAAACCAGAAGAUCCAAAAGGGAGAUUUUGAAAAAGCUUGCGGAUCCAUUCAUUGGAGAAAAAGGUUGUUUGAUGUGGCAAACAUGGAGACCUAAAGUUGUGAGGACUUGACCAAAUUUUUGAGAAAAAUAUGACACUAAUUUUUUCAUUUUUUUUGGGAUGAAGUAGCUGAUGUACCAAAACAUGCUCCUUUUUUUUUGGCAGUUGAAUUGAAUGUGUAUAUUACUUCCUUUUCUCUGCUUACUACGGAAUACAAUUUCAAAUUUGAAAAGUUUAAUCAAUUGCAGAUGAGACCUUUUUGUUGGCCUCAAGGGAC